Staurois parvus is the source of this 276-nucleotide messenger RNA. NCBI's taxonomy places the organism in Eukaryota, Metazoa, Chordata, Amphibia, Anura, Ranidae. The record is from the annotation of a GenBank genome assembly.
GGGCACUCCGUUUAGAGGAGGACAGUAUAGGUCGGGUGUCGGCAACCCGCGGCUCCGGAGCCGCAUGCGGCUCUUUUUCACCUUUCCUGCGGCUCCGGAGCACACUGCCCACCAGUGGUCGGCAAGCCGCGGCUCUUUUAAUGCAGCUCUUCUGUGUGCCGGGUGCCCGCUGGCAAACAUUGGCUGUCAGGAUGUAGGCGGGGCAGCGUGACGAACUCCUCUCCUCUCACAGUCCGCCCUGAAGACCAGAACGGCGCGGGAACACGGCGAGAGGAA